AUGGCAUACGCGGAUGCGUAUGACUUGAUGGACAUGACGGAAAGGAUGCUGUCGAAUUUGGUUGUGCAGAUUGCUGGUGAACGGGUAAUCAAGUAUCAUCCCGACGGACAGGAAGGUGGUGAAGAGUUGGUGUUGGACUUUACCCCACCGUUCAGGAGGCUUGAUGUGAUAGGCUGUUUGGAGAAAACCUUGGGAGUCAAGUUUCCUCUUUCAGAAGAAUGGUGCACAAAGGCGGCAAACCAGUUUUUGGAAAAUGUUUGUGAUGAACAUGAGAUCAAAUGUAGUCCGCCGAGGACCAGCUCCAGGCUACUGGAUAAGAUAAUGUGCCCACUUGCCAAGCAUCAUCGUGAUAAGCCAGGUCUCUCUGAAAGAUUUGAGUUAUUCGUAGCAUCCCACGAGUUAAUAAACGCCUAUACUGAAUUAAAUGACCCAUUCGAUCAGCGCGAAAGAUUCAAGGAGCAAGCGCAAAACAGGGACAAAGGUGAUCAGGAAGCUCAAUUGAUAGACGAGGCAUUCUGCACAAGCUUGGAAUACGGAUUACCGCCCACGUGA
This is a messenger RNA of Acaulospora colombiana, 552 nucleotides long. Lineage: Eukaryota; Fungi; Glomeromycota; Glomeromycetes; Diversisporales; Acaulosporaceae. The record is from the annotation of a GenBank genome assembly.